This is a messenger RNA of Acipenser ruthenus (sterlet), 3388 nucleotides long. RefSeq names its product platelet-derived growth factor D-like. NCBI's taxonomy places the organism in Eukaryota, Metazoa, Chordata, Actinopteri, Acipenseriformes, Acipenseridae. Gene Ontology annotation, biological process: platelet-derived growth factor receptor signaling pathway; positive regulation of protein autophosphorylation; positive regulation of cell migration. Gene Ontology annotation, cellular component: membrane. The transcript has 8 exons. Gene Ontology annotation, molecular function: platelet-derived growth factor receptor binding; growth factor activity. The record is from RefSeq and is a predicted model, not a curated record. The coding region runs from base 641 to 1744 and encodes 367 amino acids.
CGGUCUGCCUACGUGAAACUCUUUUCCUUAGAACGUGAACACUCAGCCACUGGCUUUUCCUUUUGUUUAUCCUGCCUCAAAAUGAAGUUUCCUCAGGCGUUUUAACCAGCGUGUAUUUCCUCGCCUUUUUUUCAGGGUGGGCGCACACAAUCCUCCGAGAUCUGUGCUUGUUGGUCACUCUACACAGGCAGCAGGCAAAUAUUGUUUCACUUUUCAGAUUGGAAACUCUGGAUGCUGCAAGAUUUCGCAAACAAACAAAAAAACGUCUCUUUAAUUUAAAUGUGUGUGCUAAUGUUUUAAAAGCUUGAGUCAUGCGAGUAUCCCUUUGGAAAUACAAGCCGUCUUGAAAAGAAACAAAACAUCUCAUACAGAAAUUACACGCCGUUUCUUUCUGUAUGACUGCUGGUGAAAAUACAUCAACCUGUUUCUGCUGUGGUAGAUUUAAGCACUGCAUUGCUGAGCUACUUUUCUGCAGGGAACCAAAGGAGCAAUUAUGCAAAAAGUUGGACCAAACUUUUGAGGCCAAUCACUGCGGUAACAAAUACUUAUCAAGGUUAAAGAAGUUGAAGAAUUUUAAAGAAGUCCAUUUGGGAUUUACUAUUUAAAGUGGUUGCCAUCGAAAAUAAUAUCAACGUUCCCAAUGCAAUUAUCAGUGCUUUUAGUAAUAGUUCUUGCGAACUAUUGCCAUCAAGGCAUUGAAGCCCAAGGCGGAUCAAUAAAAUCUUUACGAUCUUCAAACAUAAGGCGAGAAGACAGCAAUCACCUCACAGACUUAUACCGGAAAGAAGAUACCAUCAUAGUCUCGGAGAAUGGCUACAUCCAGAGUCCUCGCUUUCCCAAUAGCUACCCAAGAAACCUUCUACUGACAUGGAAAUUGUUCUCUCCGGAAAACACUCGGAUACAGCUUGACUUUGACAGCCACUUUGGCCUUGAAGAGCCGGAAAAUGAAAUCUGUCGAUAUGACUUUGUGGAGGUAGAGGAUGUAUCUGAAACUAGCACAGUUAUCAGGGGGAGAUGGUGUGGACACAAAGAACUUCCUCCUAGAAUCACUUCAAAAACUAACAAGAUAAAAAUCACCUUUAAAUCUGAUGACUAUUUUGUUGCCAAACCCGGAUUUAAAUUGCAUUACUCACUUGUGGAUGACUUGCCUGCAGCAUCAGAAACUAAUUGGGAGGCAGUCACUGUCUCAGUCUCAGGACCAGCUGUGUUUUCUUCUUCAGUAACUGAGUCUCCUCUGACUGCUGCUGCUUUGGACCAGACGAUCGCUGCCUUUGAUACAGUGGAGGAUCUACUAAAACAUCUCAACCCAGAGAGCUGGCAGGAAGACCUGGAUAGUCUUUACAGUGACACAGCGCACCUUAGACCCAGAAGCUUUCACCAUGAACGAAAACAGAAAAUUGAUUUGGACAGGCUGAACGAAGAUGUGAAACGCUACAGCUGCACGCCUCGGAACUACUCUGUAAAUUUAAGGGAGGAGCUGAAGUUGACAAACGCUGUUUUCUUUCCACGUUGCCUCCUGGUACAGCGAUGCGGCGGAAACUGCGCCUGUGGCACAGAGCAUUGGAGGACAUGCACCUGCACAGCAGCUAAAACAGCCAUGAAGCUUUACGAGGUGCUGAAAUUUGCUCCAGAACCAGGUUAUUUCAGGAGAAGGAGCCGAACUAAGAGCAUGACGCUGGCUGAAAUUCACCUGGAACACCACGAGCAAUGCGAUUGUGUUUGCAACACCAAACCACCGCGAUGAAAGCACAAGCAAUGAGAAAUCUAUGUGACAUUUAACCUCUUCAGAUGGCCUUAUUUACCCCUGGCAAACAGACUUUGCUAUUGCGCUGCAUUGCAAAUGAGUACACAACUUGCUGUGCUUGAGUUAAACCUUUUGUUAAACUUGCAUUGUCUCGGCUGAAUGUUUUCUUUAAUAUCCUUCUAUGUAUUUGUAGCAAGAAUGUAGGAUAUUUAAGUCCCCCUGUUUUGCAAGACAAUCAAUGAAGCCAGUUCAACUGGUAUUCAUUUUUAAAAUGAGAUAAUGACCCCCAAAUUCACCUCACUCAGAAAGUGAUCCCAGGACUGUUAAUGAGCAUAUGACAAAAUAUAUUAUUAUUUAUUUUAUAUACUUUUUUUUUCAUUGUAAAAUAAAAUAAAUAAUAAUUGUGUCUAUAUUUGCGUACUCUGCAGUGGGAAGUUUUAAACGUGAUUUUAUAGUAGAAGAAUAUUGUUUAGGGUGGUGUUACAACAUAAUGAUAAUGCCAUAAUAUUUUUAUUGUCCCUUCAGUUGCUGGCAUUACUUUACGUAACAGCCCCGUAUUAACCAACCAUAUACAUUAUCGGAUUUGAUGAUGUGGGUAGGAAAGUAACUGACCUAUUGUAUUUAACGUGAGCAUUCUGUUUUCUAUUACGUUUCCAGCAGGUGGUCUUGGUUCUGGUUAGUUCAGAGUGUAACUAUGAAGUAAAGUGGUUUGGUCAAGUGGGUAAAAGAAAAAAAGAAAGCCGCUGACAGCUAUUUUUUGAAUCAUCGGAUUUGUCGGUUUUAUCUGCACUUCUAACAGCACAUCACCCCCAAAUAUCAGGUGAUUGAGACAGAAAGGACUGGGCCACCAACACUGCCAUGAACUCUUGGCUGUCCUUGAAGGUUCCCGCCAACCAAGUACCAACCUUGCAUAGGUCAAACAGAAUCAGCAUCCAAGGAGGCAAGACUGUGGUACUUUAUUGGACUGGGGUGGAAGGACAAGAUAUGUCGGAGAAAGAAAAAUGUAAAAAGAAGCAGGAAGAAAGAGAAGCACACCUGCAGUUAAGGAAUUAUAGAAACAACCUUGUUUAAAUCAAUGGAAGAUGCCAAUCAUUUUUACAUUUCAAUCUCAAUACAUACCUGUUCCAUAUUAAAAGGUAAUACAGAGGAUUAUCUGUACUCCAAGCUAAUCAAUAUCGACCCUGCUUUAAUCCUCUCUUUGGUUCCAGCAGUCAAGCAGCAAGCUAAUCUUACGCAGUACAAAUAGAUGUACAGUUCAGUGCUGCCACAUUUCUACUGUGUUAUCAUCUUCAUGAACUUUGCAAGACAGAUCAAAUGUCUGACAGUAUCUUGACACAGUAUCUUGCUCCAUGCUUUACUUUUCGUAAACAACUACAAGCUGGUUUCUGCUAAAGGUGGUUUACAACCCCAUUCAGUUUACAUGGUCUAAAUAUGAUUGUUAAAGCAAAACUUACUGAUGGUGUUGCACAUUGCAAUGAAAAUACAGUAUCAUACACAUUUUUUUUUUAUCUUGCAAGACCUUUUAUGUGCUCUUCUCCAAGUUUUCAAACAGAAUAUUGUUGUAAAUGUGGAUUGUCGGUCUGUCCGCCAACUGUCUGUAUGUUGCAUGUCCAGCUGUAAAUGAUUAAAGUUGCUUAGCACCUU